GCGGCGAUGACACGGCGCCCGCGGCGGCCCCGAGGCGCCGGGCGGGCCGUUUGCUGACCGGAUCGCGGCUGCCCGCCAGCGUGUCCGCCGCGCCGCCGCCAGCAUGGGCUGCGCCCCGAGCAUCCACAUUUCCGAGGGCCGGGCGGUGUACCACGGCGGCAAGGAGGCCGAGGACGCGCCGGGCGCCGCCGCGCCGCCGCCGCCCGCCGGGCCGCGCCUCCCACCCGGCCCGAAGACCACCGCCUCACCCGGGGCCCGCGGCGCCGGCCUCGCGGAGUCCGAGCCUCGCGACGGCAGCGGCAGGAAGGUAGCAGUAGCUGAUGUGCAGUUUGGCCCCAUGAGAUUUCAUCCACAUCAACUCCAGGUACUUUUAGUGUUUACCAAAGAAGAUAACCAGUGUAAUGGAUUCUGCAGGGCGUGUGAAAAAGCAGGGUUUAAGUGCACAGUUACCAAGGAGGCUCAGGCUGUUCUUGCCUGUUUCCUGGACAAACAUCAUGACAUCAUCAUCAUAGACCACAGAAACCCCCGGCAGCUGGACGCAGAGGCGCUGUGCAGGUCUAUUAGAUCAUCAAAACUCUCUGAAAACACAGUUAUUAUUGGUGUAGUACGCAGGACGGAUAGAGAAGAGUCAUCUGUGAUGCCCCUCAUUGCUGCUGGCUUUACAAGGAGGUAUGUGGAAAACCCCAGCCUCAUGGCCUGUUACAAUGAACUGCUCCAGCUGGAGUUCGGAGAGGUGCGGUCCCAGCUAAAACUCAGGGCUUGUAACUCAAUAUUCACUGCAUUAGAGAGAAGUCAAGAAGCAAUUGAAAUUACAAGUGAAGACCACAUUAUACAGUAUGCAAAUCCUGCAUUUGAAACAACCAUGGGCUAUCAGUCAGGCGAAUUAAUAGGAAAGGAGUUAGCAGAAGUGCCUAUAAAUGAAAAAAAGGCUGAUUUGCUCGAUACUAUAAAUUCAUGCAUCAGGAUAGGCAAGGAGUGGCAAGGAAUCUACCACGCCAAAAAGAAAAAUGGAGAUAAUGUGCAACAAAAUGUGAAGAUAAUACCUGUCAUUGGACAGGGAGGAAAAAUUAGACACUAUGUGUCCAUUAUCAGAGUGUGCAAUGGCAGCAAUAAGGCUGAGAAAAUAACUGAAUGUGUUCAGUCUGACACUCACACAGAUCAUCAGUCAGGCAAACAUAAAGACAGAAGGAAAAGCUCACUAGAUGUCAGAACUCUUGCUUCUCGAACAAGCGAAGUUGGCAGCCAGAGGCGACACUCCUCCAUGGCCCGGAUACAUUCCAUGACGAUCGAGGCGCCCAUCACCAAGGUAAUCAACAUUAUCAGUGCUGCCCAGGAAAGCAGCCCCAUGGCUGUGACAGAAGCCUUAGACCGUGUGCUGGAAAUUCUAAGAACCACUGAAUUAUAUUCACCACAGUUUGGUGCUAAGGAUGAUGAUCCUCAUGCCAAUGACCUUGUUGGGGGCUUAAUGUCUGAUGGUUUGCGAAGAUUAUCCGGGAAUGAGUAUGUUCUUUCAACAAAAAAUCUUCAGCAGAUGCCCAGCAGUAUAAACGCCCCCAUCUCCCUUCACGACGUCCCCCCACGGAUAGCUCGGGCCAUGGAAAACGAAGAGUACUGGGACUUUAAUAUAUUUGAACUGGAGGCUGCCACACAUAAAAGGCCUUUGAUUUAUCUUGGUCUCAAAAUGUUUGCUCGCUUCGGAAUCUGUGAAUUCUUGAACUGCUCCGAGCCGACGCUGAGAUCGUGGUUACAGAUCAUUGAAGCCAGUUACCACUCUUCUAACCCCUACCACAACUCGACACACUCUGCCGACGUGCUUCACGCCACUGCCUACUUUCUCUGCAAAGAGAGGAUAAAGCAAACUUUAGAUCCGGUCGAUGAGGUCGCUGCACUUAUUGCAGCCACCGUCCACGACGUGGACCACCCUGGGCGAACCAACUCGUUCCUGUGCAAUGCUGGAAGUGAGCUGGCCAUCUUGUAUAAUGACACUGCUGUGCUGGAGAGCCACCAUGCGGCCCUGGCUUUCCAGCUGACCACCCGAGAUGACAAAUGCAAUAUCUUCAAGAACAUGGAGAGGAAUGACUAUCGGACGCUGCGCCAGGCUAUUAUCGACAUGGUCUUAGCCACAGAAAUGACAAAGCACUUCGAGCACGUCAACAAAUUUGUCAACAGCAUCAACAAGCCCCUGGCAGCACUCGAAGUAAAUGGGGAAGUGAAUAGAGAUGAAGAAGCCAUAAACACUAUGCUCAGGACUCCAGAGAACCGGACUCUGAUUAAACGAAUGCUGAUUAAAUGUGCAGAUGUGUCCAAUCCCUGCCGACCCCUGGAGCAGUGCAUUGAGUGGGCCGGACGCAUCUCAGAAGAAUAUUUUUCUCAGACUGAUGAGGAGAAGCGGCAGGACUUACCUGUGGUGAUGCCAGUUUUUGACAGAAACACCUGCAGCAUCCCCAAAUCCCAAAUCUCCUUCAUUGACUACUUCAUCACAGACAUGUUCGAUGCCUGGGAUGCCUUUGUAGACCUGCCUGAGUUAAUGCAGCAUCUUGACAACAACUUUAAAUACUGGAAAGGACUGGAUGAAAUGAAGCUGCGGAGCCUCCGACCGCCCCCGGAAUAGUGCGUCACACCGCCUGGGCCCCGAAGCUUUGUCCCUCCACUCAUUUGGAAUUCCUGAGGGCAGCCAGAGUUCCUGGAUCCUUUCAGUAUUAGGCAGAACAGUGCCCAGGUCUGCAGAGCCUGUGAAAGCACACGGGGCAUCGAUGACCUUCUGCAGCCACCAUCCGAUGCCAUUGCCGCAAAGUGCGACCCAGUCCGCCAUAUUGGGCGUGCAGCAGGGGCUCUUUAGGAAAGUCACAGGAGAACCAGUUUGCACUAACUUUCCUUAUCAUGAGCUCAGAGGGACCCUCCAAAGGACACUGAUGGAUUUCCUCCCAGUGACAGAGAAUGUCUUGUUGCAAACAAUUUCUCUCAACUGUGUCCAGCACUUAGAAACAGCUCAUGGCAAUCGGAGUUUUAGGAACUUUUUCACAUCAUAGAAGGUGCAAUCACUCACUUUGGAACACUACUGAAAGUGACUUCUCUUUUGAAACUGAGUAGCAAAUGAAAAAUACAAAAAUUUUGAAGUUGAUUAUUAAAUACAAAGAAAUUUUGAAGUUGAUUAAUAUCAAUUAUUAAAAUGUUUUAUUUAUUUUAUUAGAAGUUCAAUAUUUUCUAUGAAUUUUGAAAUACUUCAAAGCCAAAGCCAACUUUAAAUGCCAUGACCAAAUUUACAUAAUUCAUAUUCAUUAAAUAUGUAUUACUUGGUGUACAGACUUAUUUUCAUAAUGCAAAUUAAAACUAUAAAAUGACACAUUUUUACUGCACUACAGAAAUAUUUGUGUAUGUUAGACUUUUCUGAUUGAUGCUAGUUGGGAAAAGCGGUCUUUGGGAGGCUCUGAGUGUAAAGCCCUCCAGGAGAGCACCUCCUCCGUACAGGAAGCAGAGUUCUGAAACUCUGGUCAUCUGAUGGGCUUUGCCAGUGACUCCCCAAAGUCAACAAAACUCAGACCUAACACCUUUUUCCUAAAAUAAUUGAAUUCCCAAAAAUCUGCCUUAUUUUAUAGUGUUUCUACAAGAUACUCCCUAUGAAAGAACAAAAAUGGACUAUUUAGUGAGCUGACAUUUUAUAACCAAUCUGUUUUCAUCUGAGGUGGGAAUCUUUGAUUCCAGAAAUUUAUAAAGUUCUGUAUCUUCAUGUUUUGAAUAAGUGUAGUACCGUAAAAAAUGACACAUGAUAACAUGUCAAAGUGCUUGUCAUUUCAUUUUAAAGUUGUAUUUUUCCCCAGAUAAAAAUGAAAUUAAACUAUUUGUUUUUAAGAAA
Messenger RNA from Neomonachus schauinslandi (Hawaiian monk seal), 3853 nucleotides. It is a transcript of the gene PDE8A, whose product is annotated as phosphodiesterase 8A. Gene Ontology annotation, molecular function: 3',5'-cyclic-AMP phosphodiesterase activity. The record is from RefSeq and is a predicted model, not a curated record. Lineage: Eukaryota; Metazoa; Chordata; Mammalia; Carnivora; Phocidae. Gene Ontology annotation, biological process: signal transduction; positive regulation of ERK1 and ERK2 cascade; cellular response to epidermal growth factor stimulus. The coding region runs from base 104 to 2611 and encodes 835 amino acids. The transcript has 22 exons.